UUUAAGCGUUGAAAUAGCACACUGAACGUAACGGCUCGUGCAAAUUCGUGGAAAUUCCCGUCAAGAAAAAUACGCUUUUUACCCUUUGCCGGGCGCUCGUGUGCUCAAAAGUGACUCGUUGCGUCUAAUUCCAAAGCAGAACGCGGCGAACAAGCUCAGCUUUUCCAUCGGCUGACUUCUUUCGUACUCGCACGCCGUUUCUCUUUUUGAACUUUUCCCCCCCAUGCAUGCAUAUAGUCUGCAUAUGCAAGCAAGCGCCACCUCCUCUGGCAACCAUCUGCUGCUUACCGUCGCUUCGGCUCUGUCACCGACAAACCAAAUUAGCCCGGAUCGUGACAACAGGUCCUCGUCGUUGUUACGUUUGUUUCCCUUUAUUUCAUUUUUGGAUGACAACUACGGCAACGGCGAGAGGGAGAGCUGAUGAUUAUUUUGAAAGCUGCGCGUGCGGACCCCAAAUGUUGCCUGACGGCAGCGCGCAUGCGCGCCCCUCCUCUCGCUCGCUUGUCACCAUUUUUCUUCUGGGUGGGAAUGUGUCACCGGUGACGUCAAUCAGCCGCCUCUGACCAAUUAGAGCGCAGCCCGAUUGUUCGGCUCCGCGGGCUGCGAGCGCCCACCGCGAGCCGCUAUUCUCUAUCAAAUGAGUCCUGCUGCCCAGCGAAUGUAGCCCCGCCGCUACAUGCAACUUUAGAAAGUUUUUUUUUAGUAUUUCGGAAUUGCAAUUAAAACAAGUUUGUCAUCAUUAUUGUUUUGCCCGCUGUCAAGUGCAAUAAUAAUAAUAACAAUAAUAAAAAAGAUUAAAGAAGGAAUGAGCGUCGAUGCGCUGAGAAGCCCCGCGAUGGACCCUGCCUUCCCCAAACGGAAUGUGGCGCUGAGAUUAGUUGAUUUGGCAGGGGCUCACCACCACCGCCGCCACCACCAUCAUCAUCACCGCCACCCUGCCCCUCCGAGCGUGACAGGCUUCCCGGGGUUCGGCAGCCAUCCGCACUCAAUGGCUCACGCGCACCCCGGGGAGAUGACUGCGGAACCCUGCCUGGGGCCGAGUCCAUUCGGGCCAGAACACAUGGGGCACUCGGCGGCCCUCAAAAUCAGCCCAGCCCAUCAUUAUCACCAGCAGCACCAGCCUCAGCACAAUCAUCACAUGGCAGGCCACAGUCAAGUGGUCUCCAGUCAAACGGGAGCUUUCGCGGCGACGCCGGUGCCCUACGCGGGUAUGACGCACCCGGCUGAGGCGCUGACCGCAGGUAGGGACUUCCUCCGCGCCAUGCCGGGGCUGGCCGACCAUCAUCACCACCAGCAGCAGCACACUGCCGCCGCCGCUUCUCACCACGGAAUGUUUGUCUCGACAACAGGUAGCUACCCCGCGCACUACGGCCACGACGCCGGCAACCAUGCGCUCUUUUCUGGGCUGCACCAAGAGCAGCCUCCGGGCGGCCAACUCCGCUUGGGACUACCGGGGGACGUGUACGUGCGCUCGGAGCACUUGGCGGCGGGCACCCGAGCCGAUGCAUUUUACGGGGGGCUUAAUCUGAAUCUGGGCGCGCACCAGCACUCUCCUCACGGAAGCGGCGCAUUUUUCCGCUACAUGCGGCAACCCAUCAAGCAGGAGCUGAUCUGCAAGUGGCUGGAGCCGGGAGAAAAGCGCUGCGCACGCACUUACGGCACUAUGCACGAGCUGGUCACGCACGUCACCGUGGAGCACGUCGGCGGGCCUGAACAGGCCAACCAUAUCUGCUUCUGGGAAGAGUGUCCGCGCGAGGGCAAACCCUUCAAGGCCAAGUACAAGCUGGUCAACCACAUCCGCGUCCACACGGGCGAGAAGCCCUUCCCGUGCCCCUUUCCCGGCUGUGGGAAAGUCUUUGCGCGCUCGGAAAACCUCAAAAUCCACAAAAGGACGCACACAGGUGAGAAGCCGUUCAAGUGCGAAUUCGCUGGCUGCGACCGGCGCUUCGCGAACAGCAGCGACCGCAAAAAGCACUCGCACGUGCACACGUCCGACAAGCCGUACAACUGCAAAGUGCGUGGCUGCGACAAAUCCUACACGCACCCGAGCUCGCUGCGCAAACACAUGAAGGUGCACUGCAAGUCCCCUCCGCCGCCCAGCUCCGGCUACGAGUCGUCCACGACGUCCCUCGUGUCUCCCUCCUCCGACCAGGGCCGCGAGCCGCCGGCGGCGCCUGGCCCUGGCACCGCCUCCGCCCCCUCCUCGCACCCGGCCAACCUGAGCGAGUGGUACGUGUGCCACAGCUCCGGUGCCAGCGGGGUCCACAGUGGACCCUCCACGCCUGACUCGGGCACCGAGGACGACGAGCCCUCAUACAGGGACCGGGACUUGAGGGACAACUUCUAGACUCGCUGCCAAAAAAACAGAAGCGACUUUUCCCCCCUUUUUAACACACAAUAAAUAAAAAAAGACUUCAUUUUAUGGACCGAGUCGUGUUCAAUCAUCUGUGGACUUUGUGGUAGGCUACAUUGGAGUGCAGGGGUGGGCAAACUGUUGUCAACUUGGGCCACGUUGGAUCUGGAAUGUUUUUGGACGUGAUAAAGUGGAGGGGAGUAAAAUAUAUUUUAAAAAACAAUUCAUUUAACAUUAACAUGCAUUAAAAAUUACAUUCGUUGUUUCAUAAUCACUUUUAAAUAUAUUUUUUGGGGGGGGGCUAAAGUAAUUUCCUAUAUGUUGGAUUUUAUUUCAAAAUAUUUUCCAAAUUAACAUUUUUAAAUAUAUACAAUUUUAAAUAAGCAUUUUUCAUAUAUUUUAUGACAUGGCCCAUUUGUCUGUUAAAAACGAAAUAAAACAAACAUUAAUUUACUUGUAAGUAAUCCUCAUUAUUUAAUAAUCAAUAUUAUAAUUCAUCUUAAUGUGUAUAUAUAAUAAUUCUUGAUUUCAAGGUCAAGAUUCAAUUGCAUUUACAGUAAUUCGUUUAGCCGACUAAUGAAUGCCAACUGGGCAAACCUUGAUGAUGAUAAUAAUUUACAAUUUUCGUUUUAAUGAACCGAUUUUAUUAAAGAAAAAAAAAACUCACCAACGUUUGCCCACCCCGACGUAGACUUUUCGGGCAUGCUUUUUGUGCAAUGAUUUUUUUUUUUUUUUUUUUUUUUAAAUUUGUAAUUGUAUUUAUAUAUAUAACGUUCUUCUUUAUUAUUUAUUUUUCAAUCUGUUUUUUUAUCUAAGAGCCAAAGUGCACGUUUCCGAAACUCCUCGAGGCCAAAAUGUACAUUUUGUAAGUUUUGUAAAUGUUGUCCCUGUUUGGUAGUUUUGUAUGCAGGCUUUUUGGUUGUUGUUGUUUUUGCUUUUGAAAUACUGAGCGUAGAAAUGUAAACGUUUCAACACGUUUUUGUGUUUUUUGUACCAAGUUGGGUCCUUUUUUUUCUUUCGCCUUGGUCCCCCUCAGCUUUGAGCAGCACUCUAUAAUUACGUACCGAACUGCCUUGUCACUUUGUGAGUAUUUUCAACAGAUUUUGACAAAUCCAUGCGAAGUGCUUCUUCAGGUGCAUUUUUUUGCAAACUUGUGCUCUUGUCAAUCUCUUCUUUCGUUCGGCUGAAUUGUUUUUCCACUCUUGUGACUCGCACUGAUUUUUAUAAAUUAAGUUUUUUUUAAAAAUGGGGAAUGUUGU
Messenger RNA from Syngnathus typhle (broad-nosed pipefish), 3612 nucleotides. RefSeq names its product zic family member 4 (gene zic4). The transcript has 3 exons. Gene Ontology annotation, biological process: regulation of transcription by RNA polymerase II; central nervous system development. Bases 806 to 2347 code for a protein of 513 amino acids. Lineage: Eukaryota; Metazoa; Chordata; Actinopteri; Syngnathiformes; Syngnathidae. The record is from RefSeq and is a predicted model, not a curated record. Gene Ontology annotation, molecular function: DNA-binding transcription factor activity, RNA polymerase II-specific; RNA polymerase II cis-regulatory region sequence-specific DNA binding. Gene Ontology annotation, cellular component: nucleus.